Messenger RNA from Coregonus clupeaformis (lake whitefish), 1126 nucleotides. RefSeq names its product coiled-coil domain containing 115 (gene vma22). The transcript is spliced from 5 exons. Lineage: Eukaryota; Metazoa; Chordata; Actinopteri; Salmoniformes; Salmonidae. Gene Ontology annotation, biological process: vacuolar proton-transporting V-type ATPase complex assembly. The coding region runs from base 308 to 1126 and encodes 272 amino acids. Gene Ontology annotation, cellular component: extrinsic component of endoplasmic reticulum membrane. The record is from RefSeq and is a predicted model, not a curated record.
AUAAUAGUGAUCACAUGACCAGAAAACGGAAGUGGCAUUUGAAGCCACAUAAACAAUCGCUAUCUGACUGUCAUUCAAACAAACCGUGAUACAAACGCCUAAUUUAUAAGAAAACCACUAUUUAAUCGUGUUUUAUCUAGAUCUAAGUUGGGAUAGUCGCCGUGACCUCUGCUCGUCGAACUGUGAGACGGUAGGAAAGAGAGAGAGAGACCGAGGGAGCAGGAGGGAGACGGAGACCGCUAGAGAGAGAAACAGACAGCGUGAGACAGAGAGAGGGAGAGAGAAACAGAAAGAGAGAGGGAGGGAGAUGGGUCUUUCAGAGAAAGAAGAGUGUGUCUUGUUGGAUAAGAAGCUUCUUGUCUUUAUGGACCAGCUGGAGCUGCUGGAGGAGAAACGAGGGAGACUCAACUCUCUAAUUGAACAGGGAUGGUUCUCCAUGUCCAAAGCGAGGUAUUCGAUGGGCAACAAGCAGGUGUCUGCUCUGCAGUACGGGAGUGAGAUGGAACCGCUGGUUCGAGUCCACACCAGGACUCUGGAGAGUGGUGAGGCUGAGUUCCAGACAAAGAGAAGGACUCUGAAGUCUCCUGAAGAGAGACAGGUGGAGGACAUUGGACCUAAAGACAAGGAGGGUGUGAGGAGAAGAGUGAAGACCAAGGAGGAGGUUCCAGAGAUGGACCAGAGUGACAACAAGCAGCCGUCUACAGAGACAGAGCCGGCUCCCGCCUCCAAACCUGAACCCAACCCCCAGCAGGACCCACUGAAGUGGUUUGGAAUCCUGGUGCCUCAGACCCUGAAACAGGCCCAGGCCUCAUUCAAACAGGUGGUAGAGUUGUCAGCGGAGGUGGCUGCUCUCCAGUCUGCCGUUCUGACCACCAGACUACAGCUGCAGAUUAAACAGAAGAACAGCAGCCAGAUCCCAGAACAGACGGACAGACAGACUGACCAGAUCCCAGACCAGACGGACAGACAGACGGACAGACAGACUGACCUGAUCACAGACCAGACGGACAGACAGACGGACAGACAGACUGACCAGAUCCCAGACCAGACGGACAGACAGACGGACAGACAGACUGACCAGAUCCCAGACCAGACGGACAGACAGACUGACCAGAUCACAGACUAG